UGCCUGGCGUGUGAGCAAGCAAUCAUAGAGGACCGGAAGGAGAAAGAGAACGCGAGGAAGAAGGUCGAGCAAGACGCCCUGGAGAUGAAGAGUAUCUUGAAGCUGCAGGCCUGGUGGAGAGGGAUGAUGGUGCGCCGAUUCAUCGGCCCUUACAAAAACCUGAAGAAGAUGCUGGAGGAAGAGCCGGUCGCCAAAGACAAAGGGAAGAAGGGGAAACUGGGGCCAAAGAAGAAGAAGUGACGGAAGAGCUUAUACUGCCCUCCUCACUUCAAAUCUGUGCCCCUCGGAAAAGGAAGCGGCUUUGUGUUUAUUUCUUCAGCGGAUUCAAAAUAAUGAGAAAUGUUCGCUCUCUGA
Messenger RNA from Thamnophis sirtalis, 354 nucleotides. The record is from RefSeq and is a predicted model, not a curated record. Lineage: Eukaryota; Metazoa; Chordata; Lepidosauria; Squamata; Natricidae.